GGAGGGAGCACUGGAGACGCGGGGUAUGGGAGUCUCCUACUCGUCUUUGCCUUUGUACAGCGCCGUGAAAGGGUGAUGAUGUCAUUGGUUAAGUGAUGGUACAGCAGGUGUGAACACAAGGAAGGUGAACCCAGGCUGCGGGUCUCUAAUGAAGGUCUGGACUGUAACAGCCCGCUGGGGUCCGUGGUGGAGCCACUUCGCACCUCAUGAUGUCAUUGUGCAGCCUCGGGAUGUCACGGCGCCCCCCUGCAGCCACCUGUGCCACCACGCCACACUCAACAUGGCGCCCGCCACGCUUAGCACGGGGUCUGCGCCACACCCAAGAUGGUGAAUACGCCGCUCCCUCCUCCAGGUGUGGCAGAGGCACUUCCGGCAGACCCGAGAGCACUUCCGGCGGCUCCGGGCUCACUUCCGGCCAUGGCGCCCAGCGUGGCUGAGCGGCUCCUGGAGCGGCUGGACCAGGCCGGGGCUUCCGGGGGCCUCUGCAGCAUCGAGGCCGCCGCCGAGCUCGGAGUCGACCACCAGACGCUCGUGGGCGCCGUCAAGAGCCUGCAGGCGCUGGGCGAGGUGAUCGAGGCGGAGGCGCGGACGGCAACGCGAUGGGAGCUGAGCCCCGAGGGCGAGGAGGUGCUGCGGGACGGCAGCCCCGAGGUGCGGCUGUUCCGGAGCCUCCCCGAGGAGGGGCUGCCCCAGGGCGAGGCCAUGAAGCUGCCCGGAGGCUCCUUGGGCUUCAGCAAGGCCAUGGCCAACAAGUGGGUGCGCCUGGAUAAGGGAGCGCCCGGCGGUCCCCGCGUUCUGCGCGCCGUGCCCUCGGUGCAGGACACGGUGCAGGAACACCUGGGGCAGGUGAGGACGGGAGGGGCCCAGGCCCUGCCCGAGCGGGACCGCACGGAGCUCAAGAGGAGGAAACUGCUCCUGGAAACGACCCUCAAGUCCUACUGGAUCCGCAAAGGCAGCGCCUUCAGCACGGCCGUGGCGCGGCCGGAGACGGAGCUGACCCCGGAGAUGAUCGCCACGGGCUCCUGGCGCCAGCUGCCCUUCAAACCCUACAACUUCUCCUCCCUGGGGCUGCCCCCGGCCUGCGGCCACCUGCACCCCCUGCUCAAGGUGCGCUCGGAGCUGCGCCAGAUCUUCCUGGAGAUGGGGUUCACGGAGAUGCGCACGGAUAAUUUCGUGGAGAGCUCCUUCUGGAACUUUGACGCGCUCUUCCAGCCGCAGCAGCACCCGGCUCGUGACCAGCACGACACUUUCUUCCUGCUGGGUGGGUGCUGGGGGGGUCACAGGGACCCCUCUGACCCCCCCAGAGCCCCCGGCAGGGUCUGGGGGCGUAUGGCCAUGAGGGGGAACAGAGGAUUUUUUGGGAGCAUUAGCAGGUUUGGGGUGUCAGUGAGAUUUGGGGUGGUCAGAGCAGUUCAGGAGUCUCAGCGUCGUUCGGAGGGGUUCAGGAAGCCCAGAGCGAUUUGAGGGGGAUCAGAGCAGUUGUGGGGCAGUCCGGGGGGGUCCCACCUGCCCCCCCAUCCGUGUGUCCCCCCCCCACCUCAGGAGAAGUUCAGCCCCGUGAAAUAUUUCUCCAUCGACCGCGUGUUCCGCAACGAGAGCCUGGACGCCACGCACCUGGCCGAGUUCCACCAGGUCGAGGGGGUCGUGGCCGACCGGGGGCUCACCCUGGGCCACCUCAUGGGCACCCUCCGACAGUUCUUCACCAAGCUGGGGAUCUCCCAGCUGCGUUUUAAACCCGCCUACAACCCCUACACGGAGCCCAGCAUGGAGGUGUUCAGCUACCACGAAGGGCUGAAGAAAUGGGUGGAGGUGGGAAACUCGGGGGUCUUCCGCCCCGAGCUGCUGCUGCCCAUGGGGCUCCCCGAAAACGUCUCUGUCAUCGCCUGGGGGCUCUCUCUGGAGCGACCCACCAUGAUCAAAUACGGCAUCAAGAACAUCCGGGAGCUCAUGGGGCACCGCGUCAACCUGCAGAUGGUCUACGACAGCCCCAUGUGCCGCCUGGACGUGUGACACACCCCCACACCCCCCGGGGGUCCCCUCUUUUUAGGGAGGGGGUCCCCACUCCCAAUAAAGCCCCGUGCUCUGUCGUGCCUG
Molecule: messenger RNA, 2094 nt
Organism: Sturnus vulgaris (Common starling)
Lineage: Eukaryota; Metazoa; Chordata; Aves; Passeriformes; Sturnidae
Source: RefSeq, a predicted model, not a curated record